AUGACUAGAGGGCUGCAUGCGCUUAUACCCUUGCUUGCGUUAGCUGCACAAGCAUGGGCUGCGACUGUCGUGGUGGUCAAUGGGACCGCGAGCCAUCCUAUCCCAUCCACCCUCUACGGCCAAAUGUUCGAGGUCUGUAUAUCAAUCGGCGACGGAGGCUUAUAUGCGGAACUCCUACAAAAUCGAGCCUUCCAGCAGGUCACGGCUGGCACAUCUGCCGCAUUGACUGCAUGGUCGGCGGUCGGCGACGCAACCAUCGCCGUCCUCGCCGAUUCCGACCCGGUUUCCUCAGCCCUUCCUAACUCGUUGCAAUUAACAAUCCCCUCGGCAUCGUCUGGUUCAGUAGGGUUUGCUAACUCCGGAUACUUUGGUUGGUGCUUUCUCACUUCGCACAGUUGGACGUACAACGCCUCAUUCUUCUUCAAGGUUCCGACUGUCCUGGACACGGACCUCGUAGCCACAGUCGCCCUGCAAACAUCGUCUGGUUCCGUCCUGGCUGCAUCCAAUGUCACCAUCCCCGCGAACCAGACCUCUUGGACGCAAGCGUUCACGACCCUCGCGCCGGCCUCGUCUGCCAGUGAUGCGUCCAACCUGUUCACGGUCACGGUCGACGGUGCGAGUGCAGCGGGCGCAGCGGUUAACUUCGCGAUGUUUAGCUUGAUGCCGCCGACGUUCAAGGGACGGGCGAACGGCAUGCGAAUCGACGUUGCGGAGGCACUUGCAGCGAUGGGUCCUACGUUCUUCCGCCUUCCUGGAGGUAACAAUCUUGAGGGUGAGACCAUCGCGACAAGGUGGCAAUGGAAUGCCACCGUUGGCCCGCUCGUGGAUCGGCCGGGUCGUGUCGGUGACUGGGGCUACGUCAAUACCGAUGGCCUUGGUUUGCUCGAGUAUCUGCUCUGGUGCGAGGAUGUCGGCAUGGAACCCAUCCUGGCAGUAUGGUCCGGCUACGCACUCGGAGGCGAGGCUGUGUCGGAGGGCGACCUCGCGCCUUACAUUCAACAGGCCAUCGACCAAAUCAACUUCGUCAUCGGCGAUCCUUCCACAUCUGCUGCUGCUGCUCAGCGUUCUUCCCUCGGCCAUCCUGAGCCCUUCAUCUUACACCACGUCGAGAUCGGAAACGAGGACUUCGUUGGGUCUGCGUCUAGCACGUACGCGUCCUAUCGUUGGAGAGAUUUCUUCGGCAAUUUGAGCGCAACGUUCCCACAACUCCGAUUCCUUGCCACCACUCGAACGACUGGUCCUGUGCUCACCCCGAAACCAGAGGAGUACGACGUUCAUGUAUACCAAACCCCUUCGUGGUUCGCAACCAACGCGUUCAUCUACGAUAGCUUUGCUCGAGACGGGACGUUGUACUUCGAGGUGAAAUAUAGGUUCAAUGCCCCUGACCAAGGUCGUCUCCUGUUCCCUACCAUGCAGGGUGCCGCGGGAGAAGCAGCGUUCAUGACCGGCCUCGAAAGAAAUAGUGAUAUCGUUUUCGCCGCAUCAUAUGCGCCCCUGCUACAAAACGUAGCUAGCACUCAAUGGACCCCCGAUCUCGUCAGCUACGACGCCUUGAACGUCUAUUUGUCGACCAGUUACUACGUCCAGAAGUUGUUCAGCUUGAACCGCGGAGAUGAGUAUCUCCCGAGCACCUUACCAAGCAGCACCGGCACACUGCAUUGGAGUGUUACCCGACGCGUUUCGACCUCGGAGAUCUUGUUCAAGAUAUCGAACGCUGGUCCUACAGCCCAAGAUCUCAGCUUCCAGCUACCCUUCAGAAAAGUCGCGAGAUGGGGCACCGCCGAAGUACUCACCGGCCCGGCCACGGGCAGCAACACGCCGACGACUGCUGUAUCCGACCUCAUCGUGCCUGUGAAGAGAAUCUUCGCUGUCGAGGGGAAGACGGUCAACUUCACUGCCCCGGCAUUCAGUGUAAGCAUUCUGACGGUAGUUGCCCACUGA
This is a messenger RNA of Punctularia strigosozonata HHB-11173 SS5, 1941 nucleotides long. RefSeq names its product glycoside hydrolase family 51 protein. Bases 1 to 1941 code for a protein of 646 amino acids. The record is from RefSeq and is a predicted model, not a curated record. Gene Ontology annotation, biological process: L-arabinose metabolic process. Lineage: Eukaryota; Fungi; Basidiomycota; Agaricomycetes; Corticiales; Punctulariaceae. Gene Ontology annotation, molecular function: alpha-L-arabinofuranosidase activity. The transcript is spliced from 23 exons.